AUGGAUAAUUCAAUAACAUUAAUAGAUGAUUUAAUGAAUGCAAAAGAACAUAGAAUUACAGGUGUAUCAAAUGCGAUAAAUCCUUCUGAUGCUGUAAAUAAACAAAUGCUUGAUGAGCUAUCUACACAAGUUGAAAACCAAUCUAAUUUAUUAGAUCAGAAAUUUAAUGAAACGUUAACCAUCCAUGAUGGUGUUGUUGACAUAAAAUAUAAUCGCAUA
Molecule: messenger RNA, 219 nt
Organism: Gryllus bimaculatus (two-spotted cricket)
Lineage: Eukaryota; Metazoa; Arthropoda; Insecta; Orthoptera; Gryllidae
Source: the annotation of a GenBank genome assembly